AAUACAUUUAUGCACAUAUAAUUUUCCCCAUUCCCGACUCCUCAUCGACUUUGACUCUGCAGCCAAUAGAAGAUAGGAAUCGAAGAACUAAGGCCAUAGCAAUUCUCUUUCGGCAAACACAGAAGAAUUUUGGUUAGAUCAACGAUGCAACAAGGAGAUUACAGCUCCUAUUAUCAAUUUCCUUACCUUUCAAACCCCAACUCCAACCCCAACCCUAACCCUAACCCCAAUCCAGUACCCUCCGAAUUUCACCAAGCACCUUACGCAUCUGCACCACCUUUUAGCUCCGGUUAUGCCUCCUCUGAUUACUCCGUUUAUCCCCCAAAUUACCCUCCGUAUUCCCAAAAUCUUGAUGCUGCCCCUCCCACUGCUUCCGCUUAUACUCCUCCACCCUCAGCCACAACUACUCCACCGGCUCCGGCCAUAGCUCCACAAUCGUCUUUCAAUCAACAACCCAUGGCGCCACCCUCGGCGACCGCGGCUCCUUCUUUUCCGCCAUAUGAUUCACAUGUUCCCUAUCAGCCUCCGGCCUCCCAGCCUCCUUAUUUCCAGCAGUAUGAUCAGCAUCAGACGGCUUCCAGCUACGGUCCUGCUCCUCCAAACCCCAACCCUAACCCCACGCCUAAUCCGUCUUACUAUUCAAAUCCGUACGGCCAAGUUGGAUCAUCGGUAUCAGCUGUCCAUCCCGCUUAUGAAAACGCUUACGACAAUUCCAUGAAAUUCGAUCACGGCGGUGGCAGUUAUUUCGACGAUAAAUACGGAGGAGGAUAUAAUCUCAACAGAUCCGAUUUAGGAUCCGAUCUCUAUGGAAAGCGAUCGGAUAGCUAUUCACGAUACGGUGAUGAUGGUGGGUAUGGUGACGGGGUUUAUGCUUAUGAAGGAGGAAAGGCGGAGCCUUAUGGGGCACGUGGUACAGCCCCAAAAUCGUCGACUUGGGUUCAAUUCGAUGAUUAUGGGCGAUCUAUUAAUAUCCCUUCUGGGAAGGACUCGUCUGGUGGGUCAGGUUCAGCCGCUGGUAAGAUUUUGAGGGCGGUGCCGAAGGAUGACACCCAGCAAGAUGUAAAGAGCGGUGUCCAGAAAUUUCGUGUUAAGUUGUUGUCUGAAAGUGGAGCACACGGCCCCAUGGACGUACUUUGCCAGAUUGGUUUAGAUGGUAUUCGUAUGCUUGAGCCUAGCAGCAGUCGAAUAUUGAGAAUAUAUCCUCUUGAGAACAUCACAAGAUGUGAAGUGUUGGACUCAUCCACCUUUGCAUUCUGGUCCAAAAGCUCUGUUGACAUUGAACCAAGACGGAUCAGGUUGCAGUCAAACAGUUACACUACCAAUACCCUUCUGGAUAUUGUAACAGCUGCAACUGUACAGAUCAAGGAGAUGGGUUGGAAAAGUCGGCCUCCUGAAUCUGCCAAGGCUGCUGAACAACCUGCAGAAAAGAAGAGAGGAUUUGUUGAUUGGAUGAACAUUAUAAAACCUGGUGCUGAGGAGAAAGAUCACUGGGUGCCUGAUGAAGCUGUUUCAAAAUGCACUGCUUGUGCAAUAGAUUUUGGGGCUUUUGUGCGGAAGCACCACUGCAGGAACUGCGGGGAUAUUUUCUGUGACAAAUGUACCCAUGGUAGAAUUGCUCUAACUGCUGAUGAGAAUGCUCCACAAGUUAGGGUUUGUGACCGAUGCAUGGCUGAAGUGACUCAGAGGCUGAAUAAUGCUAAGGAAAUAGCAAGUAAACCUACUGUAUUGCAGAGCCACGAGGAUCUUGCUAGGAAGCUUCAGGAAGAGAUGGGGAGAAGUCGCAGAGCAUCAUCAGGCUCCAUGUCUGAUGGCUCUGGUAGGCGGAUGAAGGAAGUUGCCUGUCCUACAUGCACAGUUCAUUUGCAGGUUCAAGUUCCAAGCUCAGGUUCUGAGACCAUUGAAUGUGGGGUGUGCCAGCAUCCUUUUCUCGUUAGUGCCCAUUGAUCAAUGCGCUUUUGUCACCAGUGAAUUGCUCUUUUUCUCUAUUAAUUUCUUGUUGAGGUCGUGUUUAUAAUAAACUAAUACGGAUGAGCUCUCUAUUAUCUCUUUUGUCAUCUCUUCAAGUUAUUGUGAAUAUGAAACUUAUCUCUUGAUCUUUAAUCAAGUCUUUUGUGUAAAA
Gossypium arboreum is the source of this 2119-nucleotide messenger RNA. Its product is annotated as protein FREE1. The transcript has 10 exons. Gene Ontology annotation, biological process: multivesicular body assembly; intralumenal vesicle formation. Gene Ontology annotation, molecular function: metal ion binding; ubiquitin binding. NCBI's taxonomy places the organism in Eukaryota, Viridiplantae, Streptophyta, Magnoliopsida, Malvales, Malvaceae. The record is from RefSeq and is a predicted model, not a curated record. Gene Ontology annotation, cellular component: ESCRT I complex; late endosome membrane. The coding region runs from base 145 to 1944 and encodes 599 amino acids.